CCAGAAUCCCUUGCAUUUGGCACUUGGAUUUCAGUGCCUGUGCCAACGUCGCCUCUCGCCUCGCCUGUCUCCAUAACGCCCCGUCAUAGAAUUCGGUCCCGACGCGUCUGAGGGCCUCGCACAGGACCCCACGGACUCGCGACGCCUCCCUCGGGCCCAGAGAGGCGUGGAAGGAGCGCGAAGGAAGCCGCCAGGACCUUCUGCGGGCGAGAGAAAGGAGGCGAGAAAAGGGGAACGUGCAACCUCGUCUCCCCGUCUCCCCUCCCCUCCCGUCCCCGAGCCUGCCUUUCCUCCUCUCCUACCUCCCUCUCCCCUCCCCUCCUCCCCUGGUCCCUCCCACCCCUCCUCUCAUACCCUCCCGCCUCAUUCCCCUUACCCUCCCCUCCCUCCCUCCCUCCCCGCCGUAGCUGUUGACGUUCGAGGCAGGAUCUGAAGGGAGGGAAGAGGGAAGGAAGCGAGCGCCCUGCCCGAGGAGACCCCCAGGAGGCGUCGGAGGCCCUUCCCCAGCGAGAGACAGAGGCCCCAGGAGGCACCAUGGCGACCAUACCCAUCCCAGGGAGCGAGGCCAACAACGGGGCACUGGAGGACGUGGCUCGCUCCCCCGCCCUGCACCCGGACGCCUACGCCGCCCUCAGGAAGGACGAGUGCGAGGGCGUCCCCCUCAACACGCACUGGACCUUCUGGAUUGAUAAAGCUACACGUGGAGCGACAGCAGCAGAAUAUGAAGCUAAUAUGAAGAAAAUUUAUAGCGUAUCUACAGUCCAGAGUUUUUGGUCGGUGUAUAACCAUAUCCCCGAUGUUUCGGAAAUAUCCCUCCGUUACUCUUACCAUCUAAUGCGUGGUGACCGUCGCCCUAUGUGGGAGGAUGAGGGUAACCAGAACGGCGGAACGUGGAGAAUUAAGGUCGCAAAACGAGAUACGUCGCGAGUUUGGAAGGAGCUGUUGUUAGCAGCUAUUGGGGAGCAGUUCGAGGGACACCUUGCUCCAGGGGAUGAAGUGUGUGGAAUCUCAGUAUCAAUUCGAGAUCGCGAUGAUCUGUUGCAAAUCUGGAAUUACGAAAGCUCUUUGACAAACCAGGCAACAGUCAUGAAGAAAGUGCAUAGCUUGGUUCCCGAUGUGGUUUUCAGUGCAGAGUUCUAUAAACCUCAUCAGACCCACCAUGCAUACGAGGGAGAAAAAUCACAGUUAAACAGCAUGAUGAUAACUUCAUGAACCUGGCAAAUUAUAGACCAUGUUCUGCUCACAUAAUAACUUUUAAACUAUUAGUAUUUAGCUUUUCAGUUUUCAACUGCUCAUAAAACAGUAAUUCAUUUAUAUACAUUAUUAGUGAGAUGGGUGUUUUGGGGGAAAAAGUGAAGUUGUGGAAGUGACCGUGAUUUAAUGUUUGAAAAAGCUGUCAGACUGUGGCAAAAUGUCAGGUUUUCUUUAUAUCCAGUUUUAGUGAUAGAUAUGGUCUGAUAUUUCAAACCUAGAGUAGUUUUUAGAUUUUCAACUUUGUAAUAGAGAGGAUAGAGUUUAUAAUAUCUUCCAAGUGAAUGAUUUGACUGCUCUUUGAUGAAAUGAUGAUGCACAAUCAAAAGACACUAUAUUUAAUGUUUUCAAGGCUGUAUAAACCGAAUGAAGUAUUUCACAUACCUUGGGUGUAGUGUUUGAUAUUAUGGUGCAUGUUGUCUUUGCUCUGAAGGUUCAGUAUUUCUGUUGACAAGGUGAAGCAGCAUCACAUCCAGGGAAUGUAUUAUGUUAAUCAAAAAACUAUGCAAAGAAAGUCAUUAUCACCAUAUAGUAGCCAUAUAAUGCAUAACAGUUUACUAUAGAGUAAGAGAAGAAUACAGUUCACCUUUCAGAAAUUAUAGUAAUUUAACUACACUGAACACAGCGCUGAAAUAGUGCGACAUUAAAACAUUUUUUCUGUGAUAUUGAGUAAAAAAUAUUGAAAGGAUCAAGGCAGUUAGGAGAUUUAUAUUAAGACAUUUUAUUCUUACAUACCAGUACACUGGGAAAAACAAAGUCAGCAUAUAUUUUUUAACAUACAGCUCAAUUCUGAUGUUGCAUAAAUCUUGUUUAGCUAGUGUAUAUGAUGUAAUAUUAGAUUUGAUAUUAGAUUGCAAAGACGUUAUCGAUCGAUUCUUGUGUUCAACUGGCCUAAGGGAUCAGACAUGACAGGGAACAGCAAGUUGAUGCUGAUAUUAUUUUAGACAAUAAGGAAAAAAAAUACUUUGAGAUGGCUAGAAGCAAGAAGAAGGUGAACUAUCAAGAAUUACCUUUUCGUAUUACUUGGAGAAUGGUUGUGUUAAGAAAAACAGUUAUUGUGGAUGUUGAAAAGUUGAAUAUGAGCUUGUAUGCAAGAAGGAUAGAUCAGCCCAUUUUAUAUUAGAUCUUCUUCUUCUUCCUCCAGUCGAAUGGACUUAAAUUUUACAGCAACAAGAAAGAAGGAACAUUGAGAAUUUAUGUUGGUAUAAAACAUUUUCAUAUUAGAUUUUUUUUUAAAAUCUAGUUUCUGCCUCUUGACUUUUGUUUUGAGACUUUUAUUAUUGUACAUAGAAUAGACAAUAUGGAACAAAAGAGUUGAAAUUAUUUUUAAAAAUCUAUACUUCAAAUCAUCUUUGUCUUCGCUUCAGGUGUAUAAUAAGCUAAUGUUAGAUUGAUAGAGCCAUGUGAACUGAUCCAAAUAGGUUAAGAAAAAAGAGGAAAAAGUGUCCUUUUACAUAGUGGAUGUUAAUGUUGAUAUAACUGUUGUUGUUGUUGCUAGUUCUUUCGAUUGAAGUAUUCAUGCAAUGGAUGAAAGGAACCAGUAGCGCAAAUGCACAGUUACUGAAUCAGUCUGAUCAUCUUUUAACUCUAGGCCUUUUCGCGUUUGUUUUUGAUUUUUCCGAGGAGUUUUGCCUUGCAGUAAAACCUUCCUUUUGAAACUACUUACGAUGUAGUAUCUUUGUAUUUUUCUGUUUGUAAGGUUUUCUGUUAUACGUGGAUGAGAUGUAUAAACUCUUGUGACAUUUCCGAUAUUUUUUAUGUCAGUUAAUUUUCUUCUCUUUUUUUUUUUUUUUUUAUCAUUAUUAUUAUUAAAAUGUACAACUUAUGCCUAAGUUGCUGUACUUUUAGAAAGAGCAGGAAUUUCUAGGUAAUCCAUCUCUGGAAUUGGUAGAAGUUGAAUUGAUGAAUGACUCUACAAAGGAUAUUGUCCCAUGUUGAUAAUCACUUGCAGAAUGCCUUUUAAGAGGUUUUGCAGUAGCGUUGUUCUGGUCACAUUCAUAGUUAGGUUCAUAUGCUAGAUAAAUCUUCAUACUACUAUUUCUGUGGUAUUGAUACAAUAUGUUUUCAAAUGCUCUUUUCAAAUGCUACUGAUAUACAAGCGCACAAAGUAAUACAUAUAGAGUCAUGUUAUAGUACACUUGCCUACAAGCACAACUAAACACAGGAAGAUAAAACCGUUUGUUACUGAGGAGACACCUCAUUGCUCAACACCUGUUCAUUUUGUAGGAUAUUGUCCAUAAUAAAAUGUAAGUAGCUACAUACUG
Molecule: messenger RNA, 3515 nt
Organism: Penaeus chinensis
Lineage: Eukaryota; Metazoa; Arthropoda; Malacostraca; Decapoda; Penaeidae
Product: eukaryotic translation initiation factor 4E type 3-like
Exons: 5
Coding region: 535-1212 (225 amino acids)
Biological process (GO): translational initiation
Cellular component (GO): eukaryotic translation initiation factor 4F complex
Molecular function (GO): translation initiation factor activity; RNA 7-methylguanosine cap binding
Source: RefSeq, a predicted model, not a curated record